This is a messenger RNA of Protopolystoma xenopodis, 732 nucleotides long. Lineage: Eukaryota; Metazoa; Platyhelminthes; Monogenea; Polystomatidea; Polystomatidae. The record is from the annotation of a GenBank genome assembly.
AUGGAUCGCAAAUGUUUAAAUGAUUAUUUAAUAAUGCACAAAAUUACCUUUAACGACAAUUUUAAUAAUUUAAUAAUAUAUUGUAUCCUCUUUCUUUUAAAAAAAGCUGAUAGUGGAUGGCUCAGGCAAUUCGUUGGUUCUUUGCAAAAUGGUCUUCGUCUUCCGUUUGCUUUACUGCGAGGAGAUCGCAGACACGAUUCAAAUGAGCGAAUUGCUGAGGGGGGCACAAGUGUGUUAGAUAACAAUGUCGAUCCUUUUCAUUUAAAAUCAGCCUCCCACAAUUGGCUUGGACAUCAUCGCCAUAAUCAAGGUCUUAAAGAAGGCGAGACAAAAAACGAGGGACUAGCUGUUACCGGAAAUAAAUGGAAUCAUUCAAAGGCUUUUAUCACGCCUAAGACCCAUGAUAGCGCAAUUUCUAGUGAGUCGGAUGGAAUGUUUGGGGAUGAAAGCUACGGAGGAACUCAUCCACUCAACGCCAAAGAAAGAGGGAUUGAAUUGGUGCUUGGUGAAAAAAGCGAUCGUCUAGCGGCAUUCAUGAAAACCCUUCACAAUCCACGCGGUCGUUCUCACUCCCUUUACCAUUGUGCUGGGAAUGUUGAUCAGAGCCUGUCAUUGUUACGCAGUCCUCCUUUCCUAGGUCUUAUCACAGUCUCUCGCAUCGUAAGAUCCGUCUGUUAUAUCCCUCGUUCACGUAAUACACUCGACCCCCGCCACCCCAUCUGUGCUACUUGA